GUUCGUCAGCUCGCGGUAUCGUGCUAUCCGGCCCACUGUCUUCAGAUUCACCCACAAGACGCAGUUAAGAGAAGCAAAAUGCCCAACUACAAAGUGAUCUACUUCAAUGUGAAAGCCCUGGCUGAGCCACUGCGCUUCCUCUUGGCAUAUGGUGGCAUUGAAUUUGAGGAUCUGCGCGUAUCACGCGAAGAAUGGCCCACCCUAAAGUCCUCUAUGCCAAUGGGCCAGAUGCCCGUGCUGGAAGUAGAUGGACGACGAGUUCAUCAGAGCAUUUCAAUGGCACGCUACCUGGCGAAGCAAGUGGGUCUCGUUGGUUCCGAUGCGUGGGAGGAUAUGCAGAUUGACAUCGUUGUCGACACAAUCAAUGAUUUUCGCCUCAAAAUCGCCGUCGUUUCCUACGAGCCCGAUGAUGAUGUGAAGGAGAAGAAGUUGGUCACACUCAACAACGAAGUCAUUCCCUUCUACCUGGAGAAGCUCGAUUCGAUCGCCAAGGAGAAUAAGGGACACUUUGCAUUGGGAAAGCUCACAUGGGCUGACCUCUACUUUGCCGGCAUCCUCGAUUACCUCAACUACAUGACCAAGACCGACCUCACGGAAAAGUACCCCAAUCUCAAGGCCGUUGUGGACAAUGUGCUGUCCAUUGAGAGUAUCAAGGCAUGGGUUGAGAAGCGACCUGUCACCGAAGUCUAAUCUCCUCAAAACCAUUCACACACACCCCAAUGCACAAAAAUCAUCAACCCUCCAUUGCCAGGACAUCAUUGUCAAUGGACAUUGCAUCUGGAUUCUUCUGCACCAUGUGUCCUAUAAUUACUAUUUUUACAAAUAAUACACCACUCUCAGUAAUUUUGUUGCCCGAAGGAAAUAAAGGCCUUUCUUUCAGUUUUCGGUGCUAA
Messenger RNA from Lutzomyia longipalpis, 893 nucleotides. RefSeq names its product glutathione S-transferase (gene GstS1). The transcript is spliced from 4 exons. Gene Ontology annotation, biological process: glutathione metabolic process. The record is from RefSeq and is a predicted model, not a curated record. Gene Ontology annotation, molecular function: glutathione transferase activity. Lineage: Eukaryota; Metazoa; Arthropoda; Insecta; Diptera; Psychodidae. The coding region runs from base 79 to 690 and encodes 203 amino acids.